CGGUUACGCUGGAUUGCAAAAUGCUCCCAAUCGCCAGUGCAGCACAAAUCAUAUUGCAAUUGGUAAAACCGGUAUCGCGGCACAGCGCGCGCACUGAUGUUUUCUCUCCGACGGAGGCCGUUUCCCAAUGGCAAAGACGCAUACGAGUACAGUAUACAAAGUGUGUAACGUAAGGUUUAAAGUGCUAACCAACAGUCACAUGAAAUUGCCUUCCGCACAUUGCGCAUAUAUCUGUGUUGAUGCUUGUGGAUAUAUGUUUUUCAAAUAAACUCCUCCUUAGCCCCGCACUUCGCAGACUGGUUUUCACCGCAACCACAUACAUCAGUGUUUUCCUACAGUAGUUUCGCUCUUUUUCCUUAACAUUGCAUCCAGAUCCUAAUGUCUGCCGCGGAUCAAAGCCGCAGCUUCCACCGCGAUAUAUAGCCGUUGUAUAAUCCGGUAUUUUUAUUGCCAGCCGAGCCUUUAACAGCGUUCCAGUUUAGCUAACAUUUCACAGCAUUGAAGCGGAUUCUUUAAACGACCGCCAGAGUGAGCCGUAUUACUGCUCUAUAGAGGAAAGUUAUAAAAUUAUCCCGACACCGAAGCCAGCUAUCCAACUGGAACGGGACAUAAUCGGUACUGCGAAAAACGGUUCCCUCCUCUGUUUUAUGGCUAUGUUCCACGCAUAACAAAUGCCUGUGGCAAUUCACACACGUGUGUUACCGUCGUCGUGAUUUGUACUGCGUGUAGUGAGGUAAAUCAUCAACAGUGCAGUAUCGCGGAAUUUAAAUUACCGCAUUUGUGUCCAUGAACAAACCGGUAUUACCACGUUUAUCGAAAAGGAUAACCAUCUGGCAUCUGCGGAUAUUCUUAUCAUAGAUUUUAUCGGUCAACCCGCCAUUUGCCACUUUCGGCAUACAUGCUGGAAACGGGAUGCUUACUUCUUCUCUGACUAUGCCGCAUCCAAAGUAGCAUCGCUGCUUUCCAAUGUUUUUUUCUAAUCAUAAGAAAUAAAGCAUAUGAUUUUGAUAAACUGGUGAUUUAAGUGCGAUUUUAUCGUUUUGGAGUUGCUGUUGUAUAAGCGCUGACUGCUUGGAAGCCGACAUGAACGACGGGCGGCAUUUUUCCAGUCAAGGACAGACGUACAAGAUAGUUGUCGUCGGAAGCGGAGGAGUCGGAAAGAGCGCUCUCACAAUCCAGUUUAUUCAGAGCUACUUUGUGGAUUCGUAUGAUCCUACGAUAGAGGACUUUUAUUCCAAACAAUGUGUGAUUGACGACGUUGUGGCAAAGCUGGAAGUACUGGACACUGCCGGUCAGGAAGAAUUUUCCGCUAUGCGGGAGCAGUAUAUGCGAGGUGGCGAAGGAUUUCUGCUUGUGUUCUCCGUAACAGAUCGCACAAGUUUCGAUGAGAUAUACAGAUUUCACAAGCAGAUUCUACGGGCCAAAGAUCGAGAUGAGUUUCCCAUGUUGUUAGUGGGCAACAAAGCCGAUCUGGAGCAUCAAAGAGUUGUCAGUUCGGAGGAGGCUGCCGAUGUGGCGCGUCAGCUCAGAGUUCCUUACGUUGAAUGCAGUGCAAAAUUAAAAAUCAAUGUCGAUAAGGCUUUCCACGAUUUAGUCCGGCUUAUAAGGAAAUUUCAACUAGCGGAGCGGCCAGCGUUACAAAGCGAGAAACCGCACAAGAAGAAAAAAGGAUGUUGUGUAUUAUAAAUUUUCUACUGGUUGAUGCGCCAAACCCGGAGAAGGAAAAUUUAAAAUAAUUUUUUGUUUGCGGAAAAAAAAUUAUGACCUAAAAGCUCCGAUCCGCUCAUUUCUGGUCGGCUCACUUCAUUUUUGAUGAUAUUACCCCGAUUGCCAAAAGUUACCAUCGCAAAGUUUUACAUUUGUAUUGUAAAGCUUCAGCUCUGUACGUACAGCUUUGCAGAUGUACUUUAUUUUCCGAUUUUUGUACUAGCCAUACAUAUUAAUUUUGGCUUUCGAUUUUCAAGAAAUUUGGUAUGGUAUUGUGGAAUCGUGCGUAGUGAGUACAGCAGUAGUAUUUGUGGCAACUGCCAAAAAUUAUGGUUUAGUGAGAAAGAAAUAAAUAAAUUUCGU
This is a messenger RNA of Paramacrobiotus metropolitanus, 2070 nucleotides long. Its product is annotated as ras-like protein 2. The transcript has 8 exons. Gene Ontology annotation, biological process: signal transduction. Bases 1084 to 1686 code for a protein of 200 amino acids. Gene Ontology annotation, cellular component: plasma membrane. Gene Ontology annotation, molecular function: GDP binding; GTP binding; GTPase activity. NCBI's taxonomy places the organism in Eukaryota, Metazoa, Tardigrada, Eutardigrada, Parachela, Macrobiotidae. The record is from RefSeq and is a predicted model, not a curated record.